This is a messenger RNA of Tribolium castaneum (red flour beetle), 547 nucleotides long. Its product is annotated as putative odorant receptor 85d. Lineage: Eukaryota; Metazoa; Arthropoda; Insecta; Coleoptera; Tenebrionidae. Gene Ontology annotation, biological process: sensory perception of smell; detection of chemical stimulus involved in sensory perception of smell. Gene Ontology annotation, molecular function: odorant binding; olfactory receptor activity. The transcript is spliced from 4 exons. Gene Ontology annotation, cellular component: plasma membrane. The coding region runs from base 73 to 510 and encodes 145 amino acids. The record is from RefSeq and is a predicted model, not a curated record.
UCAGUUUAAAACUUGUGUGAAACACCAUAAAGAAAUCGUCAAGUAGGGGACAAUUUGUUUCAAUUUUGUUUAAUGGCGUGUUUUUGCAGUUAUGUUAAAAACGUAGAAAAAACCUUUUCCAAAGGGAUCUUUAUACAGUUUUUCGCCAGUGUUAUCGUUAUUUGUUUUGCAGGAUUUUUGAUUAUAAUUACUCCUGUUCUAAGUAUGCAAUUUUUGUAUUUAACACUGUACUUUAUGUGUAUGAUAUCGCAAGUGGCUAUUUACUGUUGGUACGGCCAUUAUGUCAUGACAACUAGUGAUGAAAUCGGACAAGAUUUUUACAUGUCUAACUGGUAUGAAUCCGAUGUGGCCUUUAGAAAAGAUAUAAUUAUUUUCAUGGAAAGAGUGAAAAAACCUGUAACGUUUACUGCUGGGAAUUUUAUUACUCUCUCUUUGGUCACUUUAACUCGGAUUCUGAGAUCAUCAUAUUCUUAUGUCGCUGUACUUCAACAUUUGUAUAACGAAGUUUAGGAAGAUCAAGGGCUAAAGCAGAAUUAGAAUAGUUCUA